Messenger RNA from Rotaria sp. Silwood2, 309 nucleotides. NCBI's taxonomy places the organism in Eukaryota, Metazoa, Rotifera, Eurotatoria, Philodinida, Philodinidae. The record is from the annotation of a GenBank genome assembly.
AUGCAUCAUGAAUCGUCUUCUAUCUCACAGUCGACCCGAUAUCAACCAUUUACACAAUCAACAACAGCAGGAAUAUUGAAUGGAAGUUCGAAUAUUGUGAUCAUUGAUAGAAAGUCACGAAUUCAACGAUGGAUAUUUGGAAUGAUUAUUGGUUCAGCACCAUUUUUAGUUAUUCUUAUGUGUUGGAUGUUUGUAUCAGUAUGUAUUAAUAAUUUAGUUAGAUAUUAUCAAAAUCGAAGAAAACAACAUCGAAAUGAUAUACAAACAAAUGAAACUAGAAGUAUUGUAUCAUCUAAGAUACAUGUGUAA